AUGACACCUGUUCGCAUUCAUAUCGCCAUCCUCGUGUGUGACACGCCUAUCCAGCCCAUUGUCAGACAAUAUGGCGACUACUUCGCAAUGUUUCAAACCCUUCUGGGGCAAGGCUUCAAAGACUUGGAGAGAUCUGAGGAGUUAGAAGACGUUAAAGUGGAAUUCAGUGAACAUCAGAUGGUGGGCAGUAGCCGGUUUCUUGAUUUAGAGAACAUCGAUGCCAUUCUUUUGACUGGAAGCAAACACGAUGCCUGGGCCGAUGAUCAGUGGAUUUGUGAUCUCACAAGCAACAUCCGUGAGACCGUUUUAACACACAAGAAGCCCGUGAUUGGGAUCUGCUUUGGACAUCAAAUUCUCGCCCGGGCACUGGGAGCCCAAGUUGGAAGAAACAAAGCUGGAUGGGAGGUCUCUGUGGAGGAGAUCGCACUUACUGAGGCUGGGAAGAAACUCUUUGGAAAGGAUACACUGGCAAGUGAAGAAACACUCAAACAAGCCCAAUCGAGGGAGGUUCUGAUUGAAUAUAGAAUCGAAUACACAACCUACGCUAUGUCAAACCAAAUUCGUACCAUCUCUCCCUCGACGCACGAGGUCAUUUUUGACCAGCCCGGUACUUCACUCAAGGAAGCAAUCAAAGUUGCUGUUGCUUCAAAGCAAGCCUUUGAGUCCUACAGAACAAGCUCUCUGGAGAACCGAAAAAGCAUCGUGAAACGAGCACUGGACAUUAUUGAGCAGCGCCGCGAUGACCUGGCCAAAGAACUAACCGCACAGAUGGGGCGACCCAUCCGGUACUGUGCAUCAGAGAUCAACACUAUGCGUCUGCGCGCUGAGUACUUGAUGGAUAUUGCUGAAGAGAGCCUGUCUGACCUCCCUGGUCGGCCAGAAGCCGGCUUCCGGCGAACGGUCAAGCGUGUUCCCGUGGGACCGGUUCUUAUCGCGGGUGCUUGGAAUUAUCCCUACCUGACUACUGUCAAUGCUCUGGUCCCGGCACUUCUUGCUGGUAACAGCGUUAUCCUGCGUCCCUCGCCCCAGACCCCACUAUUCGGCAAUAGACUGCUCGAAGUCUUUACAGAGGCAGGGCUUCCACCUCAGGUCCUUCAGGUCGUUCAUAUUGGAAACCUGGAUAUUUUGGAUCAGGUAGCACAGAUUCCCGAGAUCCAGUGUGUCUCAUUUACCGGAUCAACUGCAGGUGGGAUUAGACUGAGGGAGGCAACCGCCCAACACAUCAAGCCCGUCAACCUUGAGCUUGGUGGAAAUGAUCCCGCAUAUGUUCGGCCAGACGCCGACGUAAAGCAUGUCGCAGAGCAACUCGUGGACGGAGCUGUUUUCAAUUCCGGACAGAGUUGCUGUUCCAUAGAGCGGGUAUACGUACACGAGAAAAUUUACGAGGAGUUUGUUUACGCUGUGCAGGAGGAGCUAAAAUCGUACAAACUUGGUGAUCCACAGGAUCAGAGCACGACAACAGGGCCCGUCAUCUCAACGCAGGCCGUCGAAAAGAUCACCGCUCAUAUCAAGGAUGCGAUUGCUAAAGGAGCUGUUGACUCCACUCCUCGAAACCCAAGUUUUGAGGUGACAAGCAACCCUCAGAUCGAAAAGGGGAACUUUGUCGCUCCGGUGGUUUUGACCAAUGUUAACCACACCAUGGCUACGAUGAAGGAGGAGACUUUCGGUCCUGUGAUGCCAAUUAUGAAGGUCUCCAGUGAUGAUGAAGCUGUGGCAUUGAUGAAUGACAGUGACUAUGGCCUGACGGCGAGCGUUUGGACAAAGGAUAUCACCCGCGGAGAGGAGUUGAUCGAUCGAAUUGAGGCCGGUACAGUGUUCAUUAAUCGUUGUGACUAUCCAAGCCCGGACCUUGCCUGGACAGGCUGGAAGACAUCAGGUUUGGGAUGCACUCUUGGCCCACGAGGAUACGAUGGGUUCGUGAAGCUGAAGAGCUACCACAUCAAGCAUGGCGGAGCAUGA
Messenger RNA from Penicillium coprophilum, 1959 nucleotides. Its product is annotated as Aldehyde/histidinol dehydrogenase. Gene Ontology annotation, molecular function: aldehyde dehydrogenase (NAD+) activity. Bases 1 to 1959 code for a protein of 652 amino acids. Lineage: Eukaryota; Fungi; Ascomycota; Eurotiomycetes; Eurotiales; Aspergillaceae. The transcript has 6 exons. The record is from RefSeq and is a predicted model, not a curated record.